Molecule: messenger RNA, 3009 nt
Organism: Phoenix dactylifera (date palm)
Lineage: Eukaryota; Viridiplantae; Streptophyta; Magnoliopsida; Arecales; Arecaceae
Source: RefSeq, a predicted model, not a curated record
GGGAUCGAAAGAGAGGAGAGAGAGAGAGAGAGGGGCCACGGAAACGAACGAAAAAAAAGCAUCUUGUGAGGGUUCUCUGGAGAACUCGCUGGGGAGAGAAGGGGGAGAAAAAUAGAGAGAAAAAAUUCUUAAUUUCCCCAGCAUCUGGAGUUAGGAUUAGGGUUUCUUCUCUCGUUCUCUACUUCCUGAAUCUAGGGUUAGAGUUUUCUCUUUUUCGUCUCCAUAUUUCCUUGCUUCCUUGAUAUUCGUUGACGAGCGGAAUCGUUUGAUUGUUUGGUGCCGGUUGAAAAGAGUUUGAUCGAUUGCUAGGGUUUGAUCGGAUUUUUUUGUUGUUGUUUUUGGUGGGUUUUUGUAUUGGGAUUGCGAAUCUAGGGUUUGCGGAUUGGUUAGAGGGAUGGACGAGGCCUGGGAGAGAGCCGUGGAGACGGCCCUCGAAGGACAGGCGGACUCGUCCUCGGCGCCGCGAACCCUAACCCUAGACGGGGCGGUGAAGUGCCUCCAGGGGCGGCUUCCGCCGCCGAGGCUGCUGGAGAGGUACCAGAGCCUGGAGCACCUCUCCAUCGCCAACGUCGGGGUGUCGUCGCUGGAGAAGUUUCCACGCCUCCGGAACCUCCACAGGCUGAUACUCUCUGACAACCGGAUCGCCGGCGGCCUUGAGUUCCUGGUGGAGGCUGGGCUUGAUUCGCUCCGUGAUCUCGAUCUCUCCAACAAUCGAAUCCAGUUCCUCGAGGAUCUCGCGCCUCUCGCGCAGCUCCGGCUGGUGUCGCUGGAUCUCUACGAGUGCCCGGUCACCAGGGUCAAGGACUACCGAUCCCGGGUGUUCGGGAUGAUCAGGACGUUGAAGUAUCUCGACAAGAUGGAUGCUGAUGAGAACGAGCGUCCGGAGACGGACGACGAGGAGGAGGAUGAGGAAGACGAGGAGGAGGACGAGGAGGACGCUGGGAGCGGCGAAGUUGAUGGUGGGGAUCGAGCCGGGAGGUCAGUGAAUGGCGUCGGGGGAAGUGCCAGAGGUGAUGCGAUUGUCGAUGUGGAUGAGGAUGAGGAGAGUGACGCCGAUGAGGAGGAGACUGAAACUGGUAGGAGUGUGGAGGCCAAUGGACUGGGCCGGGGGCCUCAUCACCAUCUAUCAAAUGGGUUCCGGGUCGCGCCAGUCGGAGCAACUUCCAUUGAUGUCGAGGACGAGGAGGAAGAAGAGGAGGACGUGGAGGACGAUGAGGAGGAGGAAGAGGAUUUGGUGGAGGAGAUCGAUGAGGAGGAAGGGGAAGAUGAUGAUGUGGUUGAGGUGCAUGAUGUUGGGGAUAGUGAUGAGGAUGCUGAUGGGGUGGAGGAGGAUGGAGAAGAGGCGGUAGAUGAAGAGGAGGUUGAUGAGGAGGAUGGGGAUGGAGAUGGAGAUGAAGAUGAAGAUGAAGAGGAAGUGGAGGAUGAAGAGGAUGAUGGUGAGCCAGGGAGCACGGGGAGGUUGAUGAGCACGGAAGGGGAGAUCGAUGGGCAUGAGCAGGGGGAGGAGGAUGAGAAUGGGGAGAUCGGCGAGGAGGAUGAGCAAGGAGUGGAGGAGGAUAGGGAGUAUGAGGAGGGUGAUGGUGAGGAUGAAGACGAGGAAGAGGAUCUUGGAACAGAAUAUCUAGUGCAGCCAAUUGUUCAACCUGUUGAUGAGACUGGAGGAAGUGAUUUUGAUGCUUGCAGCGAAGAUGAUGAGGACGAAGUUGAUGAUGAGGAGAAUAAUCACAGCAAUGGUGUCCAGCCACCCCUUCCCUCCUCUUCUCAACCCAACAAGAGGAAAAGAGAUGAAGAAGAUGAUGACAGUGUUGAGGAUCUGAGGUCUUCAAAGCAUCACUGAUGAUGAUUCAGCAGCAUUGUACAUGGAUGCUAGUAGAAGUAACAAGGGGUUUGAGUUUUCCCUCCAAAUAGCUCAGGAAGUUCAAAAACAAGUAGCCGUUGGACACUGUUUGAUUUUUGCGGACUCGGCAAUUCGCAAGCUGUUUCUCUUGGUUAGCUUCUCUGGUAUCUGCUUGGAGUCCCCUAUCUCAAAGCAUUUAUUCUGACGCUCUUUGUGUGUGGUGUUGCGUGGCGUCGGUAGGUGCUUUCUUUUUCUUGCAGGUAUUUGCGGGGCAUACGGACGGGGGGAAUUGCACAAUUUGAUGCCUUAAUGAGGGGUGGUAAGCUUCUUUAUUUUAUGACUAUCUUUGUUGCGUGUUUCACAGCUGGAUACUUAAAGUUCAUUUCUUUUGCCUCCUAUCCGCCAAUCGCGAGCUAAAAAUGUCACGUUAGAACAGUCUUGAUGUAUGGGAUGACGUCUCUCUCUCUCUCUCUCUAUCUUUAAUUGUGCGGGCCUGGACGUUGCCACCCGUCCGCCAUUUCUGGCUGGAGUUCCACCGCCCGCUCGUGCUGCCCAAUCGGAUUGAAAGGAAUCGUCCAGGAGCUGUGUUUUGUCUGGAUUCUAGUGCACAUUUGUGGUGCUGAGAUAUGGGGAAGAAAAAAAAAAUCAACGUUUUCAGAGAUAAGGUGGCUACAAUCUGGCAAUUGACUGUUGGAUACCCUGGGUGCCCCAAUCGUGGUUGAUUGCUUUUGCUGGUUGGUGACGCAUUUGUAAACACGGCUGUAAGGGGCCCGGUUGGAGCGGUGGCAAAGGGAGAUGAGAAGGGGUUUUGAAAUUUUGCUAACAUUGGGGACCAAGAAAUGGACCAAAGAUUCGAUCGAAUCCUGUGCUGCAUCCCGUGAUGGUUUCGCUGACAAGCUUCGUCCUCUGAUUCAGGGUGUGAUCUCUGGUUCACCCACAUGAACGUGGGCUCAGAUCCAUGACAUGACAGUUUUGGCCUUGGAUGUAUCUGAGACAGGUGGAUCGCUCCACUGGCCUUUAUCCAAAAUUACCCUAAUUUAAGCCCCUUUUUUUUUUAAUUUUGGGGCAUGUGAUUAAGUACUUAGAAUUUUUCUUUUUUUUGGGCAGAAACUUAGAAGCAUUGAACAAAAUAAUCAAUAAAUUUGCCCUCCUUAAUCUCCUCUCUCUGAAAA